AGCCUCUCGGCCACAAAUCCACCCUCGCGCACAACUGUGAUUCAAACUGUGUCUCCUCAGCCCUAUAAUUUGAACGGAAUAUAUAAACCUAUAUCUAUAUAAUUUGACGGUACCUCCCAGGUCACGGCCCUAUCUUAUCCUCCGGCUAUGGCUCAGCGUCCAUUAUACGAGAUUGGGAACACCGAGAGCAGCAUUCAUAACACCGACGUUGAACUAAACGUCUUCGUCAGCGAUACACACUUCUGUAUUAACCUGCUCACUGCCAAUUUCGAAGGUAGCCCCGGACUGCUAAAGGAGUAUUUGCUUCAUGUAGAACACUCGGAUCCAGAAUACAUUCCGCCUCUGCCAGAGAAUCCUGACGGUAAUGAGUUCGUUGACCCUCUUGAAGAAUUCUACGAAUGGGCGACGAAACCGUUUCUAUCGCUAUUUCGCGAAAUACCUCCCUUGGAUCGCCAACGACUGUACACGCUCCAGGAUUGCCUGUUUCCCAAACAAGUCAGUUACACCCUACAGUUGGCUGGGGAUGAGCUGGUUCCAGUUCAAGUGCCAAAUGACGCCGCUGUAGAAUACGCUCGUGUUGGUGUCCUACUUCCUCCCGCCAGAAGGCUCGACAGCUCUACAUUCCCCGUUUACCGUCCGCGUGAUAUCCAUAUUCGGCUGAGCGAUAACGCGAUGGCCCUGCCACAGGCUGGUAGAGUAUACCUCCAGGGACAGGAUGUUUGCUUCUUUAAGAAGUUACUACCAGGUGACAUCUCUAUGACUAGUCGAGAGCUAUCUACAUACGCUAAGAUUCAUGCCGCUGAGCUCAAAGAGGACGUGCACACCUCUCGACUCCUCGGCUUAGUUGAAGACGAGGUAACAUCGAGAAUAGCCGGUUUUCUAUUAUCAUACAUCGACUGUGCUAAUAAGACACUGCUCUGCGCUGGAUGGGAUCCGAAUCAGGCCUUGCUGCGCGAAAAAUGGGUUCAGCAAAUAACACAUUCGAUCCACGAGCUUCACGCGCACCAGAUCGUCUGGGGAGACGCGAAACCUGAUAACGUCCUUAUUGACGAGCUUGAUAAUGCAUAUUUAGUUGAUUUUGGAGGUGGGUAUACGAACGGCUGGGUGGAUAAAGAAUUGGUGAACACUGUGGAGGGCGAUUUGCAGGGGCUCGAGCGAAUAGCGAAAUACCUCUCUGAAGCUCCUGUGUAACGUAACAAUCAUACAGAGGCGGAUAAUCUGUGUUGGAAGUACGCGGUUGCCCUUGCAGAAUCGCACGUCAUUCAUUAUCUUUGCGAGUCCUGCACCAUUAUACAGUUCCCCUAUGGCAACACUAACCAAUUACAUUUAGUUAACUAC
This is a messenger RNA of Pseudovirgaria hyperparasitica, 1338 nucleotides long. RefSeq lists its product as uncharacterized. Bases 148 to 1191 code for a protein of 347 amino acids. Gene Ontology annotation, biological process: protein phosphorylation. Gene Ontology annotation, molecular function: ATP binding; protein kinase activity. The transcript has a single exon. The record is from RefSeq and is a predicted model, not a curated record. Lineage: Eukaryota; Fungi; Ascomycota; Dothideomycetes; Acrospermales; Acrospermaceae.